AUGAUGUCUUCAUCAGCUGGCCCAUUAUCCUUACGAGAUCGUCAUAUCGCUACGUUAAAGCAAAUGCUCAACUUGAAUGCUUCUUCAUUGAGUGCAUUGAAAACAACUGGAGAAGACUUAGCUUGGAAAGUGGUGAUAUACGAUGAACUCGGUCAAGAUAUCAUUGCACCGUUACUAACGGUUAAAGAAUUACGUGAUCUAGGUGUAACACUACACGUGUCAUUAAAAUCAGAACGCGAUCCGGUUGAUGAAAUUGCUGCUGUAUAUUUUAUAAUGCCAACAAAAGAUAAUAUCAAUCGUAUAGCCAAAGACUUAGCUGAUGGUUUGUAUGAAUCAUACUACUUGAAUUUUAUUGCACCGAUCCCGCGUGAUCUUCUGGAGGAAUUAGCUACGGCUGCAUUAGAAACAAAUUCGCAACAGAGCAUAACAAAAAUUUACGAUCAAUAUCUGGAUUUUAUCACACUAGAAGAUGAUUUGUUCUGUUUAAGACAAACAGGACGAAAUAGUAUUUCUUAUUAUGCAUUGAAUCGUCCACAAAUGCGCGAUGAUGAAAUGGAUGCAAUUAUCACAACGAUUGUCGAUAGUCUAUUUUCCGUGUGUGUAACCUUAGGUUCAGUACCAAUUAUUCGCUGUCCGAAAGGUGAAGCAGCUGAAAUUAUAGGCGACAAACUGGAUAAAAAACUGAGAGACAACUUACGUGAUCCUCGAAAUAGUUUGUUCUCUUCGGAUUCCAUGGCAACGGGAGCUUUAAGCUUCCAACGUCCACUUCUUGUGAUAUUGGAUCGAAGCACAGAUUUAGCUUCUCUUCUUCAUCAUACCUGGACGUAUCAAGCCCUUGCUCAUGAUAUUUUCGAUUUUAAAUUGAACCGAGUGGAAUUCGAAGAAGUUGAUGAAUCGGUUGUGUUAAAUGAUGGACAGCAUCCAAAGAAAAAACGUUCGUAUGAUUUAAUACCAACAGAUCUAUUUUGGAAACAACAAAAGGGAAAUCCUUUUCCAAAAGUUGCGGAAGCUAUACAGGAAGAUAUCGAACGAUAUCGUCAAUCGGAAGACGAAAUUAAACGACUUAAAUCCCAAUUAGGUAUUCAAGGCGAUGCUCAAGAUCUAGCAAUUAGUUUACUGAAUGAUACUACAAAUCGAUUAACAAGUGCAGUGAGUUCGUUGCCAGAACUAUUGGAAAAAAAACGUUUGCUCGAUGCGCAUACAAACAUUGCGACUGCUGUUCUGGAUGAAAUUAAACGACGAAAGUUGGACGUUUUCUAUGAAACUGAAGAAAAACUAAUGAGUAAACAAGUACAAGAAAAAUCGCUUAUGGAAGUUCUUUCGGAUCCUGCUGCUGGGACACCGGAAGAUAAGCUUCGUCUAUUUCUAAUUCACUACAUUUGCACACCAACAAUGACACAAACUGAACUUGAUCAAUAUACAGCAGUAUUGCGAGGAUCAAACUGUACCUGUUUAGAUGCAAUUUCAUACAUCAAACGUUGGAAAAGCAUUAGUAAAAUAAGUAUUGUUUCACAAGCACGAGAAGCUGGAACGACGACAACUAUGGGAAUGUUUUCAAAUUUGGUCAAUAAGGCAUCGAAAUUUGCAAUGGAAGGUGUAAAGAAUCUUGUUAUUAAGCAAUACAAACUUCCCGUAACGAAGAUCGUUGACAAUCUUAUGGAAUGUCGUUCAUCGCCUGAAACUGACGACUACCGUUAUUUCGAUCCUAAAUUACUCCGAUCAACUGACGCCUAUUCUUUGCAUGAGGAACAUGCAAAUAUCGCUCGUAAUCGUCAAAGUUUCAAUGAUGCCAUUGUCUUCAUGGUUGGUGGUGGUAACUAUAUUGAAUAUCAAAAUUUACAAGAUUAUGUUAAACCACGUCCACCCGCACCACCCAGGCGCAUUGUCUACGGCUGCACAGAACUGGUCAAUGCAUCGCAAUUUCUUGAACAACUAGCCAAACUGGGUGAAUCAUAA
Molecule: messenger RNA, 1956 nt
Organism: Adineta ricciae
Lineage: Eukaryota; Metazoa; Rotifera; Eurotatoria; Adinetida; Adinetidae
Source: the annotation of a GenBank genome assembly